GCUGGCCCAAAAAGAUUGGUCACUACUCACCUUUAAGAGCCCUUCAAACGCCGCUCACUCUCUCAAGCUCUGCUCUGAUCGCCGAUCAUGGAUUGUCUCGUCAGCUCCGGAAAUCGACCGAAGAUCAUGGUGACCAACGACGACGGGAUCGACGCGCCGGGAUUGCGAGCGCUGGUUCAGGUUCUUGUUUCCACCAAUCUGUAUGAGGUUCUUGUCUGCGCGCCUGAUUCGGAGAAGUCGGCUGUUAGUCACAGUAUUACUUGGAUUCAUGCUCUUGCUGUGAAGCGAGUAGAAAUUGAGGGAGCAACAGCUUAUGCAGUUUCUGGAACUCCAGCUGAUUCUGCCUCUUUGGGAAUCUCAACCACACUCUUUCCUUCAAUUCCUGAUCUGGUAAUCAGUGGCAUAAACAUGGGUAGCAACUGUGGCUAUCACAUUGUUUACUCUGGGACAGUAGCUGGUGCUCGAGAAGCCUUCCUUAAUGGCAUACCUUCUGUCUCUGUAUCAUACAAUUGGGUUGCAGGUAAGAGUAACGUUCACGACUUCAAACUGGCUGCGGAGGCUUGCUUGCCCAUGAUAAGUGCAGUACUGUCUGAGAUCAAGAAUCAAAGAUAUCCUGAAAGAUGUUUUUUGAAUAUAGACCUUCCUACAGAUGUUGUAAACCAUAAGGGGUAUAAAUUGACUAAGCAGGGAAAAAGUAGGGCCAAAAUGGGAUGGAGGCAAGUUACUUCCAACACACAAGGCAGAAGAGUAUUAUCAACAAUGACAAUGGACGCGAAUCCAGAAGUUUGUACAGAAAUGGAUGCAUCACCUAGAUCAGGGGAGCAUCUUUUAUUCAAGAGAGAAGUAAGGGGAGCCCCAGUUCUUGAGGAUGAUACAGACUACCAAUGUCUUCUGGAAGGAUAUAUAACUGUCACUCCACUGGGUGCCCUAUCUCCUGCUGACAUUGAUUGCCAGGCCUACUUCAAAACGUUGGUGCCAGGAGUAUUGGAAUCCUCCUCUUCAUCGGCCUUAUAAUGCUGAGCUUUUGCAUUUAAGGAGAUCCAAAGGGCUUUUGAACUCGAGUAUUGCUGAAUCAUUCUUCAUAUUUCUCAUACAACAUGAUAUCUCUAUUCCCCCACCUUAUGAUGGCAAGGGUAAUCAUGUAGUUGAAACUCCUAUUAAUAAAAUCUUGUGUUGAACACCUCAUUCAAUGUGGUGGGAAAAUCUAAUUUAAUUUGGUUGUUAGACAUCUAUUCAUCUAUUUGAGAGAAAAAUAUGGUAUACCAUUCUCAUUGAUGAUGAUGAUGGAUAUUGAUAUACAAAUACAUUUAAGUUUUAGUAUAA
Molecule: messenger RNA, 1323 nt
Organism: Vitis riparia (riverbank grape)
Lineage: Eukaryota; Viridiplantae; Streptophyta; Magnoliopsida; Vitales; Vitaceae
Product: 5'-nucleotidase SurE
Exons: 10
Coding region: 88-1014 (308 amino acids)
Cellular component (GO): cytosol
Molecular function (GO): nucleotidase activity
Source: RefSeq, a predicted model, not a curated record